Molossus molossus (Pallas's mastiff bat) is the source of this 1610-nucleotide messenger RNA. It is a transcript of the gene MNS1, whose product is annotated as meiosis specific nuclear structural 1. Bases 215 to 1579 code for a protein of 454 amino acids. Gene Ontology annotation, biological process: cilium organization. Gene Ontology annotation, cellular component: motile cilium. NCBI's taxonomy places the organism in Eukaryota, Metazoa, Chordata, Mammalia, Chiroptera, Molossidae. The transcript has 10 exons. The record is from RefSeq and is a predicted model, not a curated record.
GAGCUCGACUGCAUGUCUUUGAAUCCUAGUACAGCUAUUUAUUAUCUGAAGAACCUUGUAAAGUUCCUUUCACUUUAGAUGCCUCGUCUAUAAGGCUUCCAAAAGGAGAACUUUGAGCUUCAGUGAAAGGCACCAGAAAUUAGUAGAAAAAAACUACAGCAAAAAAUUGCAUGUUGAGGCACUAAAAAAGAUAGAGAAUCAAGUCAGGGACCAAAUGGUGCAGAAUGAAAAUGAUGACCGUGCUGAACGUAAGAGAUUCCUAAGAUUAUUACAGAAUGAACAAUUUGAGUUGGAUAUGGAAGAGGCCAUUCAAAAGGCAGAAGAAAACAAAAGAUUGAGGGAACUCCAGCUUGAACAAGAAGAAAAAUUGGCUGUGGAACUGGCAAAACUAAAACACGAAAGUCUAAAGGAUGAAAAGAUGAGGCAACAAGUAAAGGAAAACAGUGCUGAGCUCAGAGAAUUGGAGAAGAAGUUAAAAGCAGCUUACAUGAAUAAAGAAAGAGCAGCUCAGAUUGCUGAAAAGGAUGCCAUUAAAUAUGAACAAAUGAAACGUGAUGCUGAAAUAGCCAAAACCAUGAUGGAAGAACAUGAGAGAGUAAUAAAGGAAGAGAUUGCGGCAGAAGAGAGACGAAAUAAAGUAAAAGCACAGUACUAUCUUGACUUAGAGAAACAACUUGAAGAACAAGAAAAAAAAAAGCAGGAAGCUUAUGAGCAGUUGCUGAAAGAGAAACUCAUGAUUGAUGAAAUUGUCAGGAAAAUCUAUGAAGAAGAGCAAUUAGAAAGACAACAAAAGUUAGAGAAAAAGAAUGCAAUUCGAAGGUAUAUAGAAGAGUUUCAGAAAAAGCAGGCUCUCUGGAGAGAAAAGAAACGUGAGGAAAUGGAAGAAGAAAACAGAAAAAUCAUAGAGUUUGCCAACUUGCAGCAACAAAGAGAAGAAGAUCGGAUGGCAAAAGUUCAAGAAAAUGAAGAAAAAAGGCUACAGCUUCGGAAUAUGCUGACUCAGAAAUUGGAAGAAAUGCUGCAGCAGCGUGAAGAUUUGGAGCAACUGCGACAAGAAUUAUACCAGGAAGAACAAGCUGAAAUAUAUAAGAGGAAACUAGAAGAAGAAGCAGAAGAGAAAUUGAGAAAGCAAAAGGAGUUGAAGCAAAAUUUCAUAGAACAAAUGGCCUUGAAGGAACUAGUACUACAGGCUGCAAAAGAGGAAGAGGAGAUCUUCAGAAAAGCAAUGUUAGCUAAACUUGCUGAGGAUGAUAGAAUAGAAUUAAUGAAUGCUCAGAAACAAAGAAUGAAGCAACUAGAACACCGGCGGGCUGUGGAAAAACUCAUUGAAGAGCGUCGCAACCAGCUCCUUGCAGACAAACAACGUGAACUGGAAGAAUGGCAGUUGCAACAAAGAAGACAAGGAUGUGUUAAUGCGAUUAUUGAAGAAGAAAGACUAAAACUUCUCAAAGAACAUGCUACAAAAUUACUAGGAUAUCUCCCUAAAGGAGUAUUCAAAACAGAGGAUGAUAUUGAUAUGCUUGGUGAAGAGUUUAGGAAAGCAUAUCAGAAAAGGAGUGAAAUUCAUGAAGAAAAGUGAUAUGAAGAUUUGGUAAAACCUGGCUUCUUUU